Colletotrichum destructivum is the source of this 5558-nucleotide messenger RNA. Its product is annotated as Putative SUN domain-containing protein. The coding region runs from base 1064 to 4975 and encodes 1303 amino acids. Lineage: Eukaryota; Fungi; Ascomycota; Sordariomycetes; Glomerellales; Glomerellaceae. The transcript is spliced from 2 exons. The record is from RefSeq and is a predicted model, not a curated record.
CGUCGCGAAAACAUUCCCAAGGCCGUGUGGUGUGCGAUGCUCCAAGCCCGCAACACUAUCAAGUCCCAGACAAAGACUCGACGUCCCCUUGCUUCUGCUGCUUUGUCGUUGCUUUCCAUACAGUCUAUACUGUCAUCACCGACCAACAAUUGAAUUGACAGGCGCACCCUGCAACGGGUUGUCCGCAUUCUUUCUUAUUCCCUCCUACGCCGACCCCCGACGGACGACCCCCAUUCAUCAGUACCGACGCGCGCGUGUGUGGGCGCGACUCGUACCAGGGAAAGAUGGUCGUUGCGGCCAGGGACCGCUCCUCCUCUCUUUGUUGACAACCGACUCCCUCGUUUCCCAAUCCGGCGGGUCAGCCUCUCUGGAAUAGCUUCACUUCGAGCUCCCUACCUACCUACCUGAGGUACCCAAGGUUGGCAUCUCUUGGGGUUGGAAGCUCCCGCAACCGGUCUCUCCUGCAGCUCUCACAAAGGCGCCUUUGCGGUCCACACUCCGUCGUCGACUUGACCGCAACCCUUCGCAUCUCCUUCUUUGGUCACCGCCUCCCUUGUCGGCUCAACAUAGCCUUCAUGCGCAUUUACACUUGCCAUUGUUGAUGAGACAAAAGGACCCUCGACUCGCAAAAAGCUGCUCAACCCAACCUCAUUUACAACGACGCCGCAUGUCCUCCCAAACAAUAAGAACGUAAGUUGCUUCUUGUCAGUCUCGUCCUUCAUCCCUCUUGCCUUCCUUCCCGUCCUCAAACGUUCUUUCUCUCACUGCGCCUGCUGCUUGUUAGUUGAGCCUUAUCUCACUGAGCUUCUCACCACAAUCUCAAAGCUGUCUUGAGCUUCUCAUCCUUUUUUUCUUCUCUCUCCUUCGCUCUUCCUCUUUCUCACCUACCCCCUCUGGACUCCUCUUAGAUCUUACUCACCCAGUUCUCUCACCCCCAUCUCACUCAACGAACCUACCCAUCUCGUGGGGUUGAGUAUUUCUCAUAUAAUACUCAACCUGCCGUCCCAAUAACCCACCCCCGCUCAUCAAUCUUGCAGAGUUUCAUCCACCACGCUGCGCCGAGAUGCCUCCGAGACGAAGAGUUCGCGGCGACGACGAUGACGCGCCCCUCAUAUCACGAGGCGGUGCUGCCGUCUCGUCUGAUUUGCCCCCGUUGGCUGCGCGACUCGACACGUCGUACGGGUCUGCGCCGUCGAAUACUUUGCGCAACACCCGACGAGGCCAGAGGCGUGAUCUGCAGUCCAUCAUCAAGGAAACACUCCACGACAGCGACGACCCUGACGACCCUGACGAUCCUGGUGACCCAGAUGACGACGAUGAUGAUGACAGUGAGGAAGAAGACGACGAUGACAACAGCAGUGAGCGCAGCAAAAGUACCAGAAGCGACCGCCCGCCACCGGUGAACUCGCCGAGUCCCAAGCCAGCCCCGAAACCGAAACCUAUGCGCAAACCGCAGUCGGCUCCCAAUCCCGACCCGGACCCGGGCCCGAACUCAAACUUAGGACCAGAUUUCGGCCCUGGCCGAGACUCGUCCGAAUCACCCGCUCCAUCGAGAGGCCUCUCGCCAGAUCAGCCCUCUGUCAAGAACCCGCCGAAACAGCGACUUCCCGCCAUAAUUGCCCCAUCGAUUGAGCCUCCCUUCUACCAGCCAGAAGGAACAUCGUCUCGUCAACGAGUACUUCCUGACAUCGCCCCCCCCCGAGGCCCGAGUCCGACUCGUCAUCUCCCCAACACACGACGAGCCGGUUCAGAAGCCCUGGCGCCACCAGCUCGUACCGGCCAAGGCCUGUCGCCGUCAAGAGGCGGCACCCUCACAGCCGCGAGCAAGCGCUCCGUCUUUGCUCGCGCCAUUUCCGAAGAGGUUGGGUCGCCGUCUAAUGGCCAUCAGCUAGGGCUGCCUCUGGAACCAACGCCCACACCCGACUCGAUUCGCACUUUCGGCCAGGAGAGCUCGCUGUUCGGGGGCGCCGACAUUGGGACCCCGUCUCAUCCUUCCCGCUCGUCCGACGAGGCAGGAGAGAACUCUCCCUUACGACCGAUGCCGCCACGGAGCAACCAGCCCGACCGGCUGCGAGGCCCGGUCCGGGACCCCAUGAGUGAGGUUGUGCAUCGGUCUGGCCUAGUAGACUGGACCAAGGACGAGGACACAAGCCGUCCGGCCCAACCGCAGCCGCCAAGUACCCCGCCCUCUCAACGUUACCAGCUCCGUAGCGAGUCUCCUGAUCACGACUCGCCAUUUAUUGCGCGCCGUGCUGUGGCUAGAGACUCACCCCGUGCCAUUCCCACGCCGCGUCAAGUUCCGGCAAACGCCUCCUCAUCGUCCUCUAUUACUACCAGAUCAAGUUCACGUUUAUCAAACCACAUCACGGAGAAAGCGUCUAUUCACAAAUUAGGCUCGAGACGUCUCUCGAACCACACCAUCGAGAACGAGUCCCCUCACAGACCAAGUUCAACACGGCCAUCCGACCACAUCGGUGAGAAUGAGCCUACCCACAGACCAGGUUCGACGCGUCUAUCAAACCGCAUCACUGAGAAAGAGCCCAUGCCCAGACCAGGUUCGUCACGCUCAGCCGACCAUGACACGGAGAAUGAAUCUACUCCCAGACCGGGUCCGUCACGCUUGGCCAACAACCCCUUGAAUAAGGGGUCUACUUCUAGAGCAACCUCGACACGCCACCAUGUCUUUGAGGAGGAGCCUGCUUCCAGGCCAGAAUUGCGGCUCCCGGAAAAGCGUACAGUCGAAGAGUUAUUGCAUGAUGACCCUAAACCCGCUUCUCGAGUCUCACCUCGUCUUUCAUCGGAACAAGCCGAUCCUGGCCCAGCCCAGCGACCUGAGACCCAGCCCGCUACCAUCGAGAAGCCGGCAACGACCCGUCGCCUGUUCAACGACCCGCCGCCUGUCAAAACCUCCACCCUGCGUUCUGGAAGAUUUGAGGUCCGCUCAAUACGACCCCCCGGAUCCCGACGCGCACCCGAGGAAAAGGGCAACCGCCCACCCCCUAGACAGAACGAUUCGGGCUUGUUCGGCUCCGAUAUGCGGCAAAAGCUCCGGCAAGAACGGGAGCAGGAAAAGGCGCAGCAAGAGGCCCUUCGGAAGGAGCGCAACGCGCGUCUACAGUCGUGGCCGCGGAUUUAUAACACAGUGUACAGCUGGACACAUGCUCCUCGCCCGGAUAGCCCGCCUCCCAGAGACCAAGAUUCGGACGGCUAUGAUAGUCCUAUCGAGACUACGCAACAGGUUCCCUUGAGCGAGUCCUCGUGGUCCACAUGGAUUCUGUUCAAGCUCGCCGACGCCUUUGUCGACGUACUCAACUUCCUCUUCUCGCCGCAUUCACGGAACCUCAAGGCUCUGCUCGGUAUCCUUCUCGUCUCUCUUCUCGGAUGGGGCGCCAUGACAGGGCUCAAGUCGGCCCCCGCUCUAGGCAUGAGCGGCAUCCAGUGGUACGGCAUUUCCGACAUCUCUCACAACCUCGGGCAGUUCGUGCCAUUGUGGAUGUCGCGACCGACGACGGUCUUUAGCGACGAGGAUACGAGAGAAUAUAUGCGGCAGCAGCGCAACCACGAGUACGAGCUCUCCAAGUUGGCCAAGGCCAGCAGACUCCACGAGGGCUCACUGUCGCGACUCGAGGCGAUCGUCCCCAAGAUAGUGCACAUGCAGCUGGACAAGCACGGGCGGCCUGUCGUGGACGAAGAGUUUUGGCACGCCCUGCGCGAUCUCAUGAAGGGCGACACUGAAAUCUUGACCAUGGAUAGAGGACACGGAGGCUACCACCAUGUCUCGGACGAGCAUUGGCGAGCCGUCAAGGCCAGGCUCUUGAAGGAUCCCGUGUACCAGAGCGCCGCCUCUCCAGCUCCGCCCGGACCAUCGACCUCUGAGAUCGAGAACAUCGCCCAGACCAAGUUUGACAAGUCGUGGGAGAAGUGGCUCAAGACGAACGACAAAAAGGUGGCCAAGAUCCUGGAGCCCGCCUUCUCAACAUCGAUUCCGGACAAGAUUAGCAAGGACCUCGACCACAAGAUCGAGAAGUUCGUUAAAGACCAAUUCAAGAACAAGAGCACGAACGACGUAGUGGUCACGCGCACCGAGUUUAUCCGCCACCUCCAGGACGAGUUCGUCAAGCACCGCAACGAGGUCAAGGCCGAGGCCCAGGAGCUGCAGAGAAAGCUGGAGUACUACAUCAACGACGCCGUCAAGUCCGCCUCGGAACAGGCUCCGCCUGCCGGAGUCUCCCGUUCCGAAAUGGUCCAGGUCGUGGACGGCAUGGUCCGCCAGGCGAUCGCGAAUGCCGGACUGGAGGCGCUCGCGCAGGGCAAGAUCGGGGCGACGUGGGACAGAGAUCUCCGGCAUCAGGUCAACUUCCUUGGUCGGCACACCGGCGUCGUCAUCGAUGCCAGUUCCACUACACCCGACUGGGAUCCUCCCGUCCAUGGGAAGUUCCGGAGCGCCUCCUGGUAUAAGAGCACGAGGCGAGACCCGAAGUCUGUGCCGCCGUCGGCCACGCUCUGGAACUGGGAGGACGAGGGCGACUGCUGGUGCGGCAAGGUAACUGCUCACAAGAGCGGCGUCGAGGUUGGCGUCCGGAUCGGAUACCUCCUCAGCCACGAGAUCAUCCCACAGCACGUCGUGGUCGAGCACAUCCUGCCCGGCGCGACGCUGGACCCGGACGCGCGGCCCCGCGAGAUCGACGUGCUGGCCUACAUCACCGAGAUCAACACGCGCAACCGGGUCAAGGACUUCGCCGCCGCGCACUUCCCGCGCAGCAAGAUCAUCCUGUCGGACGGCUGGGUCCGCAUCGGCCACUUCACGUACGAGAGCAGGGACGCGCUGAACGGCGUGUACGUGCACAAGCUCAGCUCCGAGCUGUUGUCCCUGGGUGCCGUGACGGACCAGGUCGUGCUGCAGGUCGUCAGCAACUACGGCGCGGACCAUACGUGCCUCUACAGGGUGCGCCUCUACGGCGAGAAGCAGUCUUGAUUGUCGUCGUGUCGCCGUCGUCUCACAUGCGACUUUUUGGUGGAGGAGAGUGGGAGACAGACAGACGAGCAGAGCAGGCUGCUUGUGGUGUCAUUUCUCGCCAGGCGAUGGGCAGCCACUAUUUCGCUCCUCGACAUUUUCUUUGGAAUUGGCUCCGGACGGACGGAUGGCGGACGAACGGAACGGAACUUGAUAGAUUUGUUUAUUUAAUCUUUUUUCAGCAUUCAGGGAAGAAAGGGGAGGAAGAAACAGCACAAAUCAUUUUUUUUCGUCUUGUUCUGGAGGCGUUUUGGGGUUGACGAUACCCCCCCCGAACUGGGCUUCUUUUUUCUUUGAUGCAAGCACAGUCAAGGCGGAAAGACAAGAAGGAGGCAUUUUUAAUGCAUAAAACCACGUUAUUACAGUUACAUUUCUCGCUUUUUCCCCCCCUUUGAUGACGGUGAAUAUCGUAGAGCAUCCCUCCCCCUCUAGACCCCCCAAAAAACAACAAAAGGUAUGCUUCCAAAAAAAAUAAAAAAAUUGACAAUAAUAACUUUUUGUUCCUCGUCCUCGUAUCAUCGGGGGUAUCUCUUCCUCGUUCUCU